This is a messenger RNA of Ziziphus jujuba (common jujube), 6237 nucleotides long. Its product is annotated as homeobox-DDT domain protein RLT1. The record is from RefSeq and is a predicted model, not a curated record. Gene Ontology annotation, biological process: regulation of transcription by RNA polymerase II. Lineage: Eukaryota; Viridiplantae; Streptophyta; Magnoliopsida; Rosales; Rhamnaceae. Gene Ontology annotation, molecular function: DNA binding. The coding region runs from base 679 to 5940 and encodes 1753 amino acids. The transcript is spliced from 18 exons.
AAAAAAAAGUUCAUCGAAAUUAAAAACACACGAACAAAAUUUUAUUUUAUUGUAAAAUAGGUGAGCUGGAACAAAAAAGGUCAAAACGAAAAAGUAUAAAAAGAAAAAGAGAAAACGAAAAAGGAAAAUCAAAUUGCUUUUGGAUUUUUUUGUUUCUAAACCACAUUAAGGGCAUGUAUGACAGAAGAAGACCGUUCAUUUAAAAAACUCAAAAAUUAAAAAAGAAAAGAAAUUAAAAUUAUGGAAGGUGGAAUUAGAGUGAGAAGGGACUGUUGGUGGUGUUAUGUUGGUAAAUUAUUUGGCCUUUUCUAUUUUCUUUUGUUCUUUUUAUUAUUAUUAUGCAGAUUGUUAUUGACAUUCUUCCUUUCAUAUCAAUCAUCUAAAAUAAACACCCUUUUUUCGCAUUUAUUAUUUUAUUUUUAUUUCGUUGUUAUUAAUAUUUUUGAAAUAUUCGAUGAUGAUAAUUCUACGCCUCUCUCUCUCUUCCUUGACUAUCACGGUGUUAUUUUAGUUAAAGGGAAAGAGAGGAAUAGGAAGGAAAAAAAAAAAAAAAAUUAGAUUCUUCUCUGUUUGUUGGUUUGGAGGAACCCUAGUUUUUCUUCUCUGAGCUAGUUUGGGAAAUUUCUGGGGGUUUGAAGUGGGAAAUUUCUCUGCUUUGGAUCUUGAUCCUCUUCUUCAAUGGAGGGUGGUUCAGAAGGGGAAGAUCACAACAUCAAGAAUAGUGAGAAUAAUAAUGAAAGUAGCAAAAUUAAUAAUUCAAAUGAGGGACAGAGCAAGCCCAAGCGCCAGAUGAAGACCCCCUUCCAGCUUGAAACCCUCGAGAAAGCUUAUGCCUUGGAAACGUACCCGUCGGAGUCGAUGAGGGCCGACCUGUCGGAGAAAUUAGGCCUCUCCGAUCGGCAAUUGCAGAUGUGGUUCUGUCACAGAAGGUUGAAAGACAAAAAAGAAGGAGGACCCCCAAAAAAGGCGCGGAAAACUGUAGCGGCGUUGCCGGAAUCUCCCAUUGAUGAAUUGAGGGCAGGCCAUGAACCGGGUAGUGACUAUGGGUCGGGUUCCGGUUCGGGUUCUAGCCCGUUUGGUCAUACUGAGUUACGGAAUGCGGUGUCUAGGAGUGUCGGAGAUGAUAUGCCGAUGGGGAGGAGAUACUACGAGUCCCGGCAGACUAUAAUGGAGCUAAGAGCGAUUGCUUGUGUGGAGGCACAGUUGGGAGAGCCAUUGAGGGACGACGGCCCGGUCCUUGGGAUAGAGUUUGAUCCGUUGCCACCUGAUGCAUUCGGGGCACCUUUAGCAGUUGCAGAACAGCAGAAGCGGUCUGGGCAUCAUCCUUUUGAGGGAAAAUCAUACGAGCGACAUGAUGCAAAAUCAAAUAAAGCUACCACAAGGGUUCUCUAUGAGUAUCCAUUCCUUCAGGACCAGUCUACUUCAGCAGUUGAUGUUCUGCCUGGCAGAACUUCAUCGUUUGCUGUAGUAAAUGAACAGUUAUCAAGGGCCCAUGUUGUCCAAGGUCAAGUAUCUCGAGUUCGUCUUUUGUCCCAACAGGACAAACAAGGAGUUGCCUUUCCAUCACCACCUAGAGAUGAUGACCGUGUGCCACAAAGGGACUCUUUUACAAAUAGUAGAAUGAUUAGUGACCAUCCAAUUAUUGUCUCAGACAAUCCAUAUGGGUCUGAUGGACAAAUUAUCCCCAGUGAUACCGUUUUGAGGAUGGAGAGGAAACGCAAGAGUGAAGAAGCUAGACUUGCAAAAGAAGUUGAAGCUCAUGAGAUUCGUCUCCGAAAAGAGCUUGAAAAACAAGAUAAUCUUAGGCGAAAGAAUGAGGAACGACUGAGAAAGGAAAUGGAAAAGCAAGAUCGUGAAAGACGGAAAGAAGAAGAGAGGUUGAUGCGUGAAAAGCAACGAGAAGAGGAAAGAUCAAGACGGGAGCAAAGGCGUGAAAUGGAACGGAGGGAAAAGUUUUUGCAAAAAGAAUCUUUAAGAGCUGAGAAGAGGAGGCAAAAAGAAGAGCUUCGCAAAGAGAGAGAGGCAGUAAGACGCAAAGCUGCAAUUGAGAAGGCUACUGCACGCAGAAUAGCUAGAGAGUCAAUGGAGCUUAUUGAGGAUGAACAACUUGAACUGAUGGAAAUUGCUGCUGCAAGCAAGGGAUUAUCCUCAAUUAUCAGUCUUGAUCAUGACACUUUGCAAAACCUUGAGUCAUUUAGAGAUUUGCUUGGUCAAUUCCCACCUAUGUCCGUGCAGCUGAAAAGACCAUUAGCAAUUCAGCCAUGGAUCAAUUCAGAGGAGAAUAUUGGCAAUCUUCUCAUGAUAUGGAGGUUUUUGAUUACUUUUGCUGAUGUUCUUGAGUUAUGGCCUUUUACACUAGAUGAAUUUAUUCAAGGUUUUCAUGACUAUGAUUCGAGGUUGUUGGGGGAGAUUCAUGUUGCUCUUUUGAAGUUGAUAAUAAAAGAUAUUGAAGAUGUUGCAAGGACACCUUCUUCUGGAUUAGGAACGAAUCAAAAUGGAGCUGCCAAUCCUGGAGGCGGCCAUCCACAGAUUGUUGAAGGGGCAUAUGCAUGGGGCUUUGACAUACGCAACUGGCAGAGGCACCUGAAUCCAUUGACAUGGCCUGAAAUAUUCCGACAGUUAGCGCUGUCUGCUGGAUUUGGGCCACAUCUGAAGAAAAGGAGUGUAUCAUGGCCAUGCUUGCCUGAUAAUCAUGAGGGUAAAGGUUGUGAAGAUGUAAUUUCGACACUCCGCAGUGGUUCAGCAGCUGAAAAUGCAUUUGCAAUAAUGCAAGAGAAAGGAUUAUUACUUCCACGAAGAUCUAGGCACAGACUUACUCCUGGAACAGUCAAAUUUGCUGCUUUUCAUGUUCUUUCACUUGAGGGAAGCAAGGGACUUACAGUAUUAGAACUUGCAGAUAAGAUUCAGAAAUCUGGACUUAGGGACCUGACAACCAGCAAGACCCCAGAGGCUUCAAUUUCUGUUGCUUUGACCAGGGAUGCUAAGCUUUUUGAAAGAAUAGCUCCUUCAACGUAUCGUGUACGAGCUGCUUACAGAAAAGAUCCUGCUGAUGCUGAGGCCAUACUUUCAGCAGCCAGAAAGAAAGUUCAGAUAUUUGAAAAUGGAUUUCUAGCUGCAGAGGAUGCUGAUGAUGUAGAAAGAGAUGAAGACUCUGAAUGUGAUGAUGUCGAUGAGGACCCUGAAGUUGAUGAGCUAGCUACUCCAUCAACUGCAAACAGAGACUCUGAUCAAUAUAAUGAAGUCAAUACUUGCUUAGAAAGUGGGAAAGAAAAUUUAUGCAAUGAUCCACUAAAUCUGCAAAAUGAAUUUGAUAAGGAUUCCUCUUCCGUUCCUUUGAUAGCUUCCAAGGAUGUGGACUGUUCAAGUGCUACCACUGAGCAAUAUGUUGUUGGUGAGGACAGAAAUGCAAGUAAUCCUGAAGAAGAAAAUAUGGAGAUUGAUGAGAGCAAGUCAGGUGAAUCUUGGACUCAAGGACUUACAGAAGGGGAAUAUUCUGAUCUUAGUGUAGAGGAGCGUCUUAAUGCUCUUGUUGCCUUAAUUGGUAUUGCAAAUGAAGGAAACUCUAUCCGUCUUGUUCUUGAGGAUCGUUUGGAAGCUGCAAAUGCUCUUAAGAAGCAAAUGUGGGGAGAAGCACAGCUUGAUAAAAGUCGCUUGAAAGAGGAGAAUAUAUCCAAAUUAGAUUUUCCAUCCUCAGUGGGAACCAAAGCCGAAAUGCAUCUUGCUAGUUCUGUUGUGGAGGGCAGCCAAAGUCCAUUACCAGAUCUUGAUAAUAGAAAUAUUGAAGCAUCUAAUAGAAAUAGUGAAGCAUCCCCAAGCAUUGCAGAAAAUCAAAAAUUAGUUAAUGUUUCUCACAUUAUUCCGAAUGACCUUAAUAGUGUUCCUGCAGAAAAAACAUCUGUAGCUCCUGAUUUUUCUAUGGGUCCUGAUAACUUUUUGACUCAGCAACAGGCUUUUGCAAAUAAAAGGUCACGUUCACAGUUGAAAUCUUAUAUUGCCCAUAGAGCUGAAGAAAUGUACGUGUACAGGUCCUUACCUCUUGGUCAAGAUCGCAGGCGUAAUAGGUACUGGCAAUUUGUUGCCUCUGCUUCCAGCAAUGAUCCCGGUUCAGGCAGGAUCUUUGUUGAAUUGCAUGAUGGAAAUUGGAGGCUUAUUGACACUGAAGAGGCUUUUGAGACUCUAUUAGGGUCUUUGGACUCACGUGGAAUAAGGGAAUCCCAUUUACGCUUGAUGUUGCAAAAGAUUGAGGCAUCCUUUAAGGAAAAUGUUCGAAGGAAUGUGCAGUGUUUGAGCACCGUAGGCGGAAAUGGAACUGUUGUCAAAAAUGAAGUGGAUGAAAUGAAUUCUAGUCCUGACUGCCAUGCUGCUUUUGACAGUCCAAGUAGUACUCUUUGUGGUUUAAAUCCUGAUUCAAUUGAAACAUCAUCUUCUUUCAGAAUUGAGCUAGGCAAAAGUGAAACUGAGAAGAAGGCUGCCUUGAGAAGGUAUCAAGAUUUUCAAAAGUGGAUGUUUAAGGAAUGCUUGAAUGCAUCAACGUUAUAUGCCAUGAAAUGUGGGAAAAAGAGGUGUGCACAGCUAUUGGAAAUUUGUGAUGGUUGUCUCACUACUUACUACUUUGAAGAUUCCCACUGCCUUUCUUGCCAUCAGACCUUUGGUACAAUGGGUAAUGAUUUUAAGUUUCCACAACAUGUGAUUCAAUGUAAAGAGAAAAGGAAAUUAGAGCUUCAGGAUAUCCAUAUUUUAGAUACUGCUCUUCCGUUAGGAAACAGACUGCUCAAGGUUUUGUUUGCUCUCAUAGAGGUAUCUGUUCCACUAGAAGCUCUCCAAUCCUCUUGGAUGGAGGACUUUCGAAAGAAUUGGGGUGUGAAGUUGAAUGUGUCAUCAUCCGUUGAGGAACUUCUACAGAUAUUCACUUUGUUUGAGAGUGUCAUGAAACGGGACUUUCUUUUGUCAAACUUUGCAUCAACAGGGGAAUUGCUGGGCUCCUGUAGUCAGCCAGGGGCUGCCGCACAUGAUUACUCAGAUCCUGGAUCAGUUACUGUACUUCCAUGGCUACCACAUACUAUUGCAGCUGUGGCUUUGAGGCUUUUUGAGCUGGAUGCAUCAAUUAUAUAUGUACCACAUGCAAAACCUGAGCCUGUUGAAGCCAAGGAAGUCAAAGAAUAUAUAAAACUUCCCACAAGAUUUGCUCCUUCAAGGAAUGAUAAAGAGAUCGAACUAGCAGAACUAAGCCACAGGGAACACAUGAAAGAGGAGAACUUUGCUCAUCUAAAAAGUGCACGUAAUAACUACAGACGUGGUAAAGGGGGUCGUGAUCAGCGCCGUGGUAAAAAGUUGCAACGAAGAGUUAACAACUCCAAAUCUAGUGCUGCCCGAAAAAAUGCUAGAACCAAUGAGAAUACAACUCAAGGAUUAAGACAGCUGGGACGAAGGCCACUUGGACAAGGAGGUGCACGGGGUCGCCGUACUAUUAGAAAGAGGAGAGUAGAGAACAGGGCUGUUGAGGAGACACUGCUAGGCCACAUCGCUGACACUCGCAGCAGCCCUGAGAGUGGAGGGGAAUCACCAAGAAACCUGGAUGAGGAAUGGGAUGAUGAAAAAAUCAAUAACAUUAAUGUGAAAGGUGAUGAUGUUAAUUCUGUAGAAGCAGUGGAAUCCGAUGACAACAAUGCCCAAGCAGAGGAGUAUGAGCAAGGAAAUUGGGAGCUUGGCUACGAUGGUGUUUCUGGUGGGUGGAAUGGAGAUUUAAUGGAAGUGAGUGAUGAAGAUGUGGAUGCUUCUGAAGAUGAUGAUGAUGAUGAUGACAAUGGCAUUGAAGAGGUUGGUGAUGGAGAUUCAGAAGAAGAUGUGGAUGUCAGUGAGGAGUCGGAUGGAAUACCGAACAGGAUUGAGAAUGAUGAAGGCUCUGAGUCAGCAGUUUCUGAAGAUUACAGUGAUGAUUGAGAUAUCAAUGUCAAUUGAUUGGUCCAUUAGCAUCUAAUACAUGUAUGCUGCAUAUUAUUUUUUAUUGUGCAGCUUCACUAGCGGCCAAACUAGUAUUAGGGGAUACACAGGUCAACAAUUUCCCCUUGUUUCUUUUCAUUUGAAAAUUUUUGAGUUAAUGGUUGAAACCGUAACUUGGUAGAGGUAAAAAAAAGUACUUGAUUAGAUCUCCAGUUGUAAUUCGUUAAUGGAAAUAGGCAUUGUAUUAAUCGUGUAACAGAAAAUUAUCCAAUAAAGGUAAAGCAAGUUAUACUUCAA